AUGGCGGAACAGCAACCUCAAAGUGCGACUUCCAAGGAGAAUGAGUGGAUGCAAGAUGGAACCGAUGUUCAAGACGAUGGCCGUAUUGAGAUUGACCUAGACUCUAAAGUCGGCCGGGAGAUCUCAAAAUUGAUUCCAUUUCUGGAGUCCAAGCAAGACGUGGAACAGACAGAACCGCUAGUCGGGCCUGAUGGGUGCAGUCUUUGUCUUAACAUCGUCAUCCAAGUGGUUGGGAGCCGAGGUGAUGUGCAGCCUUUCAUCGCACUUGGCAACGAGCUCCAGCGCCAUGGACAUCGCGUACGAAUUGCCACUCACAACGUCUUUGAGAAAUUUGUGCGCGAUUCAGAUCUGGAAUUCUAUCCUAUCGGCGGAGAUCCCUCUGAGCUGAUGGCGUAUAUGGUCAAGAACCCGGGCUUGAUACCUCAGAUGAACUCCUUACGUGCCGGCGACAUCCAGCGUAAGCGAGUAAUGGUGGCUGAAAUGCUACAGGGAUGCUGGGAGUCCUGUAUAGAGGAUGACCCAGUAGCAAAAACCCCAUUUGUGGCCGAUGCGAUCAUCGCCAAUCCCCCGAGUUUUGCCCACAUUCAUUGUGCCCAGGCGUUAGGCAUCCCUUUACAUUUGAUGUUUACAAUGCCAUGGACUAGCACACGGUCAUUUCCACACCCUCUGGCCAAUUUGAAAUACUCCACUACAGAGCCAAAAAUGGCUAAUUAUCUAUCUUACGGAAUUGUCGAGUGGCUGACAUGGCAAGGCCUUGGCGAUGUGAUUAAUGAGUGGAGAGUAUCUAUUGACCUCGAACCUGUCCCUGUCACGGAAGGUCCCCGGCUAGCGGAGACUUUGAAGAUACCAUUUACCUACUGCUGGUCACCAACAUUGAUGCCAAAACCAGCAGACUGGCCGGCCCAUCUAGAUGUCUGCGGAUUCUUCUUCCGAUCUCCUCCGGACUUCUCACCACCCUCUGACCUCCAUUCGUUUCUUCAAAAUGGCCCCCCGCCUAUCUACAUCGGUUUUGGCAGUAUAGUGAUUGAGGACCCCCCUGCAAUGACAGCAACACUUAUCAAAGCCAUAAAGUCCUGGGGUGGCCGUGCCCUUAUAUCUCGAGGUUGGAGCAAUCUUGGAGAUGCACAGUCAGACGAUCAAAUAUUCUAUCUUGGAGACUGUCCACAUGAAUGGCUGUUCCAGCAUGUUGCCGCUGUGGUACACCAUGGUGGAGCUGGUACAACAGCAUGCGGUCUACGUUUUGGGAAGCCGACUAUGAUUGUGCCGUUUUUUGGAGAUCAGCUCUUCUGGGGAAACAUGGUUGCAUCCUGCGGCAUAGGACCUAAACCAAUCCCCCAUCGUGAAUUGACUGCGGAUAACCUGGCGGAGGCGAUUCGCUUCUGCCUCGAGCCUAGUACACUAAGUGCCGCCGAAGACGUUGCUAUCAGAAUGAGCGAAGAAUCUGGAGUGACUGCAGCAGUAUCAUCUUUCCAUCGAAACUUGCCUAUAGACCAGAUGCAAUGUCGCUUCUUUGGAUCUGAGCCGGCUGCGUGGAAACUAAAACUGCAAAACUCGAAUGUUUCUGUUUUUCUGUCCAAGAUGGCCGCCGGGAUAUUGGUUGAAAACUCACGCAUCGACGCAAGGGACUUGAGCUUCCAUGAAAGUCGGCCCAUGUUCAUACAAACACGGAGGUGGGAUCCUAUCACGGGCGGUGCAUCUUCCCUACUAGGAAUGUAUAAAGACGUCCUCACAGCAUCGAGCGAUGUAGUGAUACAGCCAUACAAAGAGUUCAAACGCGCUCAAUCAGGAGAAGGGGAACUUCGAGUCAUCGAGCCUACGAAUCGGAAAUCCAGCGAUGCAUCCUCAAGUGGACUCUCCCGAGCAUCCACCAACGAAAAAAGAGACGCGCAAUGGAAGGUAACAAGUACAGCAGUGGGAAGCUCUGCCAAAAGUGUGGGCAAGAUCAUCGGCUAUUACUACAAGGGCGUGUUGGUCGAUAUCCCCAUGGCUGUGAAUGAAGGCCUCAGAGCAGUACCACGCAUGUAUGGCGAGGAAGUCAAGAGCUACGAUAACAUCACAGACUUCAAAUCAGGAGCCGCUGCUGCCAGAGAGAACUUCACCGACGGAAUGGCAGGCGUGAGCGAAAUACUUAAGCAGCCCUACAAAGGAGUUCAAGAGGAUGGAUUUAGAGGGAUGGUCAAGGGAUUUGUGAAAGGGCCCCUUAGCAUGGGCACGAAGGCAUCAUCAGCGGCGCUGGGACUAGUAGCUUACCCAGGACAGGGAUUGGCCAAGAGUAUUCACACCGCUAUGCAUGGCAAGACUCGGAAGCUGGUCGGCAAGGCGCGUCUAAAAGAAGGUCAACAUUUAGCAGUCCAAUCGCCCAAGGCCUGGUCAAAUUGCCCUGCUGUUCUGGAAGCAUUCGAAACCCAGCAGCGGAAUCCUGGAGCUGAGAUCUCGGGAUUCGAGCGAAUCCAAGACUAG
Molecule: messenger RNA, 2460 nt
Organism: Penicillium nucicola
Lineage: Eukaryota; Fungi; Ascomycota; Eurotiomycetes; Eurotiales; Aspergillaceae
Product: glycosyltransferase
Exons: 6
Coding region: 1-2460 (819 amino acids)
Biological process (GO): carbohydrate metabolic process
Molecular function (GO): UDP-glycosyltransferase activity; hexosyltransferase activity
Source: RefSeq, a predicted model, not a curated record